Messenger RNA from Scedosporium apiospermum, 1851 nucleotides. RefSeq lists its product as uncharacterized. Gene Ontology annotation, molecular function: DNA binding. Lineage: Eukaryota; Fungi; Ascomycota; Sordariomycetes; Microascales; Microascaceae. The transcript has 4 exons. Bases 1 to 1851 code for a protein of 616 amino acids. The record is from RefSeq and is a predicted model, not a curated record.
AUGGCGGAUAUCGAUGAUGAGCUCCUGGCCUUGGCCGGUUCCGAUGAGGAUGAGUCAGGAGACGAGAGUAGGGAGGCGUCCUUGUCCCCCGAGCCCGCGGAUAGGUCCGGGUCAGAGAGAGGUUCGGGAAGGAGGACGUCAGGCUCGAGAGGCGCGAAACGUGCAAGAAGGCGCGAUGAUUCUGAUGAUGAGGAUGGAGGGGACGUGGAGGAGGGCGAAGCAUCUUCGGCGCCUUCGUCACCUAGCUCGUUGAAGUCCGCGCCGAUGGAUGAAUCCGAUUCUGACGCCGAGCCUCAACGAGAUGAUGGUGCCAACGAUGACCUGGAAGAGAAAUACCCUGUCGAAGGUCUCUAUGUCAGUCUGGCAGAGAAGAACGAAAUUUCGAAGAUGAGAGAAGUCGAGCGUGAGACCAUUCUAGCCGAGCGUCGUGAGGAGAACCAGCGAUUUAAGCAAAACCGCAUGCUUCGCCAACUCGUCUCUGCGGCUGAGGAAAAGGAGAAGGAGCAGCAACGCCGGAAGCGUUCUGCGGAUGAUGCCGACCUCGAGGAUCAGCGCAAGCCUACGCGGCAGCGCACCAGGAUCGAUGGAACACGAGUAGGCGAGACAAGCGCUGGCAUCGAUACGCUUCGUCGUGCCCGGGCUGAGAAGCAUGACCGCAUCCGUCGCCGCGAGGAGGACCGAGAACGCCAGAGGGAAAAGCCUACGCCCACGAGGUCAGCGCGAGACCGUGAUUACGGCGACUACAAUGAUGAGGAAGACGAGCGCGAGGAUCGGCGCCGAAGCCUCGAGCGCGAAACCCGCAACGUCGAACCCCAGCUUAUCGAUUUCGAGCGUCUGCGAAUUAGCAGGAGCAAUUUCGCUGAAGUCUGCUUCAAGCCAGGAUUCGAAAAGGCACUCACAGACUGCUACGUUCGCGUUCUUGGAAAGCCGCAAGGCAACCAACAGCAGUACCAUAUGGUCUGCAUCAAGGGAUUUACUACCGGAAGGGCCUACGCCAUGCAAGAUGUUUCGGGUAGGAAGCAGUUUGUUACAGAUCAGCAUGUACUCGCUGGUAUUGGAUCCAAGACAGAACCCUAUCCUUUCCUCGCCAUGUCAAGUGGAAAGUUUACCGAGGAUGAGCUUGCGCGGUAUACCAAGGUCAUGCGCGAUCGUGGUCUCACAUUCCCCAAAAAGUCAACCUUGGACAAGAAACUCGAUGAGCUGCGUGAGUUGGUUUCUUACCGACUUACAAACGACGAGAUCACUGCCAUGGUUGACAAGAAAAACCUUCUCCGCAAGAAAUACGACCCCGAGAUGCGUGAGAAGUUAGUCCGAGCCCUGGAGGAAGCAAAGGCGGCGAACAAUACCAUCCUCGCGAGCCAGCUCCAGGCGGAUCUCGAAAGCCUUGGAAAACCUGCGGGUCUGGCCUUUAGGACCUCGCUCACCCCGCAGAACAACGGCCGGUCGUCUGAGCAGCAAGAUAGGCUCGCGAAGCUCAACGCGGAUAUCCGCCGCCAGAACAACGCAGAGGUCAGGAAGGCUCAGCUCCAAGAGAGACAGAGAGUGCGCGAAAUCGAGCAGAAGUUGGCGCGUGGCGAGGAGGUGCAGGCUGAUAUGUCGAGGCGGCUUCGGACGCGCGCCAAGUUCGUCCACGACUUUGAGGAGACCCUUCCCAAGUCCGGAUCGAAGCCUAAUAGCGGCGCGAGCACGCCUAGCAAGGGGGCUACGCAGAAGCAGAUUCUUCCGCAGAUUGCGAAGUUGCAGGAGCAGAAGUAUGCUGAGAAUAAGGGUAUCCCGACGGUGCAUAAGCCGCUUAUGGAUGAUGAUAUUAUUGCGUCGCUCGAUCUCGACAUUGAUGUUGAGAUUGAGUAG